GAACCAAUCAGCAGCCGUAUUUGUCAAUAUAAAAGGUUCAGCUUGCAUUUACUAUUAUUUAUUUUCACAAUUGCCACAAAACCGAAACGAAAUAGUUAAAUUACCGCUUUUACAACAGAUUACAUAAAAUGAUUAGACAACGAAGAAAAAGAAGUGCAGAUGAGAACUUAGUAGCUGCACCAAAGGACAAGGAGAAUGCUGACCAGGAUGACAAUCCACCAAAACGGCGUAGUGCACGCUUGACGCGUAAUACACGCUCAAUGGCGGAAGAUGACAUUGUAAUCCCAGAAAAAAUUGAAAUCAAACGCAAGCUAACAUUCAUAAACUAUAAGGGCGCAAUUAAAUACUACACAGAAGGCCAUGACAUAGCUGAGGCGUCAGACUUGAUAUUCCAAUGGGUAGAGAAACAAACACAUAUUGAAUUGGUGCCAAUGGCUUUUGACAUGGAAUGGCCAUUUUCGUUUCAAACUGGACCCGGUAAAUCUGCCGUAAUACAAAUUUGUGUCGAAGAGCAUUGCUGUUACAUAUUUCAAUUGACCAAUUUGAAACGCCUGCCAGCUGCGUUGGUAGCGCUGUUAAAGCAUCCAAAAGUUCGCCUCCAUGGUGUCAACAUAAAAAAUGAUUUUCGCAAGCUGGCUCGUGAUUUUCCGGAAGUAAAUGCAGAUCAUCUUAUUGAAAAGUGCAUUGACUUGGGUGUGUGGUGUAAUCAAGUCUGUCAAACUGGUGGACGCUGGAGUUUAGACCGCUUGGCAAAUUAUGUUGUGGAGAAAACUGUAGAUAAAAAUAAGAAAGUACGUAUGAGCAAAUGGCAUGUUAUACCACUGGAUGAGAAUCAGCUUUUGUACGCAGCUAUCGAUGUCUACAUUGGACAAGUUAUUUAUCGCGAAUUGGAGAGACGUGAGCAGCUUAAGCUCAAAAACGAAGUGGAAUUCAAAGAAAAAAAUGGCGAAUCUGCAUUUAAAGCGCUUAAGGCGUUAGGCGAGACCUUUCUGAAUAAGGCUGAAGAGAUUGCCGAUGCCACAAAGAAGGAAGCUAAAACAAUAGAGUGACAUAUAGCAUGAAGUGAUUAGUGGUUUGUUAGCAUUUCAAUUAAUACUUUAUACAAUUUGUUUUUAGUAAUCACAUGCAUGCAACUAAAUUUUGUACUCUAUCACUUAUUUAUAACCUGAUUAGUUUAAUUAUUUUUUUAAUUUUAUAUACAAUUGACUUCUAUUAUGCAAAGUGUUAAAUCAAAAUGGUUUUUAUGAAUAAAGUUUAAAUGGCCAAAAUA
Zeugodacus cucurbitae (melon fly) is the source of this 1270-nucleotide messenger RNA. It is a transcript of the gene WRNexo, whose product is annotated as 3'-5' exonuclease. Gene Ontology annotation, molecular function: 3'-5' exonuclease activity; nucleic acid binding. The transcript has 6 exons. The record is from RefSeq and is a predicted model, not a curated record. Gene Ontology annotation, biological process: nucleobase-containing compound metabolic process. NCBI's taxonomy places the organism in Eukaryota, Metazoa, Arthropoda, Insecta, Diptera, Tephritidae. The coding region runs from base 129 to 1049 and encodes 306 amino acids.